Molecule: messenger RNA, 2111 nt
Organism: Microtus oregoni (creeping vole)
Lineage: Eukaryota; Metazoa; Chordata; Mammalia; Rodentia; Cricetidae
Gene: Mc3r
Product: melanocortin 3 receptor
Exons: 1
Coding region: 33-1004 (323 amino acids)
Biological process (GO): G protein-coupled receptor signaling pathway
Cellular component (GO): membrane
Molecular function (GO): melanocyte-stimulating hormone receptor activity; peptide hormone binding
Source: RefSeq, a predicted model, not a curated record
AGCCGCAGCUGGGACUCAGGCCUCUGUUAACCAUGAACUCUUCCUGUUGCCUGUUCUCUGCUUAUCCGAUGCUGCCUAACCUCUCAGAGCACCCUGCAGCCCCUUCUGCCAGCAACCGGAGCGGUAGCGGGUUCUGCGAGCAGGUCUUCAUCAAGCCAGAGGUCUUCCUGGCACUGGGCAUUGUCAGCCUGAUGGAGAACAUCCUGGUGAUCCUGGCUGUGGUCAGGAAUGGCAACCUGCACUCGCCCAUGUACUUCUUUCUCUGCAGCCUGGCUGCAGCCGACAUGCUGGUGAGUGUGUCCAACUCCCUGGAGACCAUCAUGAUCGCCAUUAUCAACAGCGACUCCCUGACCUUGGAGGACCAGUUCAUCCAGCACAUGGAUAACAUCUUCGACUCUAUGAUCUGCAUCUCCCUGGUGGCCUCCAUCUGCAACCUCCUGGCCAUCGCCGUGGACAGGUAUGUCACCAUCUUCUAUGCCCUUCGUUACCACAGCAUCAUGACCGUGAGGAAGGCCCUCACCCUGAUCGUGGCCAUCUGGGUCUGCUGUGGCAUCUGCGGUGUGAUGUUCAUCAUCUACUCCGAGAGCAAGAUGGUCAUCGUGUGCCUCAUUACUAUGUUCUUCGCCAUGGUGCUCCUCAUGGGCACCCUGUACAUCCACAUGUUCCUCUUUGCCAGGCUCCACGUCCAGCGCAUUGCUGCACUGCCGCCAGCUCAUGGGGUGGCCCCGCAGCAGCACUCGUGCAUGAAGGGGGCUGUCACCAUCACCAUCCUGCUGGGGGUGUUCAUCUUCUGCUGGGCACCUUUCUUCCUCCACCUGGUUCUCAUCAUCACCUGCCCCACCAACCCUUACUGCAUCUGCUACACGGCCCAUUUCAACACCUACCUGGUCCUCAUCAUGUGCAACUCUGUCAUCGACCCCCUCAUCUACGCCUUCCGCAGCCUGGAGCUGCGCAAAACAUUCAAGGAGAUUCUCUGCGGCUGCAAUGGCAUGAACUUGGGCUAGGGUACCAGCGGAGGUGCUCCAUGUCUAGCCAAGGGGCUUAGAGACAAAAAACAACAGUCAGAAGGGACAUACAGAAUGUCGACAGCUGUGACUGUGUUUGGCUUCAUCUGUAAGCUGGUGGCCCUUGGCAAAGGGAAGAUGACAGAGUAUAGGCUGUCUGUGAAGAUCUACGCAUGGGUAAGUCAGGGUCUGAUCUCCCACAUGGUCCCUGGAAGAAACAGCGAAGGCUGCCCUGGGUGUCGUCUGUGUUCACUGCUGGGCACCCAGGGUUCUUGAUUCCUGCCUGCUCCUCUGCUUUGUGCCAGUAACUGUGCUCCAAGCCAGCCAUCCAAGAGGGCUCUUGUGACCAGAACGCGUGCUCAGAUCUCUGGCAAGCAAACCUGCUCAGAGCUACCACCUUCAGCUGUCUGCUACAUGGAGAGCUUUGCACGCAUUCUGAGAGAGACUGCGUUUCCAUUCAUGUAGUUACCACUGUAAAAACGAUCUGAUGCUCAUUUCUCCCUUCCAGGACUCACAUUCAUGCCAGCCUCCCCCUCCCCCUGCAAAAAUAGCAUGGACACACGACUCCCUUCUUUCUGCGCUAUUGUCAGGGUUGUGAUUAUUGUUGGGGUUUCAUUCAUUAAAUCCGAGUUUCAAAACCUAGUAAAUCAAAGUGCUAUGGCCAGUGAGAGGUCCUUGCUGCAUCCUUGGACUUUGCUGCCUGAUCAUAUCAAGGUAGAUGCUACUCAGAAAAAAAAGGGGGGGAUCUCUACUAUUGCUUGUCUGCUUGCAGGAGGGUGAGCAUUUCAUUACAAACCGCUUUGCUGUCAUUGAUGAUGGCUCGAGCAGUUGGGUCUGCUUCCAGAUCCCUUCCUUCCUUCCUUCCUCCCAAGCUCGUUUCCCCCUCCUGGUAACUAUACGUCCAUCAAGUAGUUAUUUAAACUAUCCAUGGGAGAGGUUGUGUUUCAUCCCUUUUUGCCCGCGAUAAGUUCAGCUAGUGCCUCCCCCUCUGUUUGUGGUUUCCUCCUCUCCAAUACACAGGGUGGAGGGAUGUGCUUGAACUGCUCCUGCUAACAUGAUAGUACGCAUCGUUUGUUCCUCGCUUUGAUUGUGAUGCUCAGAGAUAAU